UGGCUCAAGGGCACUUUUGACCCCCUUAUACGGCUAUGCCCUUGCCAGCACGGCUACGGUACAACGAUAUAAAGUUUUCUUAGCGUAGAUAUUUCCAGCGCAGACAAAACUCGAGCGACGACUACCGAUUGGACUAAUAAAAUUAAAAAAUACGAAAUUCCGCCAAGACGAAAGUUUACGUAUCCGCCGGUACCGCCGCCUCGAAGUCCGUUGCCUUCCCGACGACGAGUCUCGUUCUGCGACGUCGUCUUCGGGGAUACGCGCGAAAACGAGCAGAAUUGUAUCACGAAAAUGCAGGAUGUUCGUCGUAGGCCUUGCUGCAAUAACGACGGUAACGAGGAAUUCAAGGAUUCGUACGACAUUUGGCAAGCGGACGAACCGGCUGGUAAACACGACGGCGGAUACGAAAAUGUCGAUUUGAGACAAACGGAGGACACCGGCAGGAUGCAUUUUGAGAAAUGUGCUUCGGAGUGUUACGAUGACGGCGAAGAGACGUCGAACAAAUGCAAUGACAUCGAGAAGAACUGUGAACAAGACAACUCGGAGCCACGUGGGUACAGAAUAAUGAACGAGAAAGACGAUGCGUCGUCGAGGGAGGACGUCAUGGCUUGCGAUCAUCAAAAUUGUUCGAAUUCGUCGAACGUGCUUGACGAUAACGAACGUUUGAGGGGGGGAUGCGGAGGUGUGUGUGGACCAUGCGCACCUCAUCCUAAAGUCGCUUGUGGAGUAGUUAAAGUGGUAGAAAGUCCUUGCGUCCACUGCAUGAAAAGAGAACCGGAACCUUGUCGCGUUAUUCCAUCCUGUUCAACCUGUUCAUCGCCGUGCAGCGAUAGACGGGCUUGCUGCUCUCUGGCGAACGAACGGCCGAUUUGCAAGAAAACGAUCAUCAGAUGUCGUCCGUCGUGCACGAAAGAGCCCCAGACCUGCGCCGGUAGUGGAUGUUGCGGAAGCGGAUGUCGCGGUGGUUGUGGAAAGCCUGGACAAACGUGUAUGCCGUCGAGACCUUGCGCGGUUCCACCUUGCAGGCCUUGUUCGCCCUGUUCUCCACCGCGACCAUGUCCCCCGCAACCAUCUUGCUGUUGCAGCAGAAAAUGUGGAACUUGUUGUCCAAGUGGCGGUAGCGUGUGCUACUGUCGGUAAGAAAAUCUCGAUAUUGUUGCUGACGUCAAAUAUAAUGUUUUCUGAAUGUUCGACAUGAAAAAUAAUUAUCACUCACGCUUAGUUUUCAUGAUGUAGUUAUGGCAAGUUUUGAGUAACACACGCUUUCCUGCGUGAGCAUCGGGUUGCUUGUUGUCAGGGGCUUUUGAAUCAAUUGAAUUCGGAACAUGGAGAUUUUAUUGAUAGAGUAGG
This is a messenger RNA of Hylaeus volcanicus, 1350 nucleotides long. RefSeq names its product keratin-associated protein 5-1-like. Lineage: Eukaryota; Metazoa; Arthropoda; Insecta; Hymenoptera; Colletidae. The transcript is spliced from 2 exons. The record is from RefSeq and is a predicted model, not a curated record. The coding region runs from base 292 to 1140 and encodes 282 amino acids.